Molecule: messenger RNA, 261 nt
Organism: Knipowitschia caucasica
Lineage: Eukaryota; Metazoa; Chordata; Actinopteri; Gobiiformes; Gobiidae
Source: the annotation of a GenBank genome assembly
AUGCUGUGCACUUUUGAGAAUUUAGCGCUUUACAGCCACCCCACUGAGGCACCUGGUGUUCCCCGAGGUCUCCCAUCACAGCACUAUCCAGACCCUGCCCCGCUUAGCUUCAGAGGUCUGACAGGAUGUGGCUUUUCCCUGCAGGUUCUCGACCCCGGGGCCCUCACGCUCUGCUCGAAUUCCUCCGUCUGCGGCUCACAACAAACAAAGCAUUUACCACGGCGUGACGGUUUGGUGACAGCGGCCUGGAGUGAGAUGUAA